Ictalurus punctatus (channel catfish) is the source of this 3658-nucleotide messenger RNA. RefSeq names its product major facilitator superfamily domain containing 14A2 (gene slc71a1-2). The record is from RefSeq and is a predicted model, not a curated record. Gene Ontology annotation, molecular function: transmembrane transporter activity. Gene Ontology annotation, biological process: transmembrane transport. Bases 217 to 1698 code for a protein of 493 amino acids. Lineage: Eukaryota; Metazoa; Chordata; Actinopteri; Siluriformes; Ictaluridae. Gene Ontology annotation, cellular component: membrane. The transcript has 12 exons.
GGGAUAGUAACGAAUCAAAGCGAAGUAGGCGGGAUUUGUCGGAAUACGGAAGUGGAAACAGUAAUCGUGCUACAGUGAGCUGGAGAAUUGAAUCAUUCAGUUAGCGGGGAAGCUAACUGUUUUGGGCUAAUAUCCGGCUAGCCUGAGCUAAGCUAAGCUAAGCUACUGGGGCAGGUCCAUCCGUCUUUGUGCUAAAAGGAUGGAUAUAAGCUAACGAUGACCGGAGAGAAAAAGAAGAAAAAGCGGCUGAACCGCAGCAUUCUUCUGGCAAAGAAAAUCAUCAUUAAAGAUGGAGGCAGUCCACAGGGGAUGGGUGAGCCGAGUGUGUACCAUGCUGUGGUCGUCAUCUUCCUGGAGUUCUUCGCCUGGGGACUGCUCACCACACCCAUGCUCACGGUGUUGCAUCAGACUUUCCCCCAGCACACAUUCCUGAUGAAUGGCCUCAUUCAUGGAGUUAAGGGUCUCCUGUCGUUCCUCAGUGCUCCUCUGAUUGGUGCUCUCUCUGAUGUUUGGGGUCGGAAGUCGUUCCUUCUGCUCACCGUCUUCUUCACCUGUGCACCCAUUCCACUGAUGAAGAUCAGCCCAUGGUGGUACUUUGCCGUGAUCUCGGUGUCAGGAGUGUUUGCUGUGACCUUCUCUGUUAUAUUUGCGUACGUGGCCGACAUCACACAGGAGCAUGAGAGGAGCACAGCAUAUGGCCUGGUGUCAGCGACGUUUGCGGCCAGUCUGGUGACGAGCCCAGCGAUCGGAGCGUACCUGUCUCAGGUGUACGGGGACACGCUGGUGGUGGUCCUGGCUUCGGCCAUCGCUCUGCUGGACAUCGGCUUCAUCCUGGUGGCCGUCCCCGAGUCUCUGCCUGAGAAAAUGAGACCGGCGUCAUGGGGAGCUCCCAUCUCCUGGGAACAGGCCGAUCCCUUCGCUUCUCUGAGGAAGGUCGGUCAGGACUCCACAGUGUUGUUGAUCUGUAUCACAGUCUUCCUCUCUUACCUGCCUGAAGCUGGACAGUACUCCAGCUUCUUCCUGUACCUGCGGCAGGUGAUUGGAUUCACCUCAGAGACAGUUGCAGCAUUUAUUGCAGUGGUUGGAAUCCUGUCCAUAUUAGCUCAGACAGUGGUGUUGGGUGUGCUGAUGCGCUCUAUUGGGAAUAAGAACACCAUCCUGUUAGGGCUCGGCUUCCAGAUCCUGCAACUUGCCUGGUAUGGCUUCGGCUCCCAGCCCUGGAUGAUGUGGGCAGCAGGGGCUGUAGCUGCGAUGUCCAGCAUCACUUUCCCAGCCAUCAGUGCCAUUGUCUCCCGAAAUGCAGAUCCUGACCAGCAGGGUGUGGUACAGGGGAUGAUAACGGGGAUCAGGGGGCUCUGUAAUGGACUCGGCCCCGCCCUCUACGGCUUCGUCUUCUACCUAUUCCACGUGGAGCUGAAUGAGAUGGAUGCUGCAGGAGGAGCUGAGAAAGGAACCAAACCCAACAUGGCCAAUCCUACCGACGAGAGUGCCAUCAUUCCUGGUCCUCCGUUCCUGUUUGGAGCGUGCUCAGUUCUUCUCUCCCUGUUGGUGGCGCUCUUCAUUCCCGAACACAAUGCGGUCUCUCUGCGGCUCGGGAACUACAAAAAACACCCCAGCACAACCCAGAGCCAUGCCCACACCCCUCAGGGCGGAACCUGUGAAGGCAAAGAGCCUCUACUGGAUGACAGCAGUGUAUGACCCCGCCCAAUGCCACCUGAGACACACAUCAAGGUGGAGCCUGCAGGAAAAGAGACCCUAUUGGUUUUCAGCAGAGUAUGAUCCGCCCACUGCCACCUGAAACACAUCAGGGCGGAGCCAGUGAGAUGAAAGGGCCUUUCUACUGGAGAGGUUCAGUGUCUGACUCCGCCUACUGCCACCCCAAACACAUCAAGGCGGAGCUUGCAAGCGUAGAAUAACUGCACUGUAUGACCGCCCGCUUUCACCCCAAUCAUACACAUACCUUGUAUUCAAGCUCAAAUACACAUUUGGGUGGAGCCUGUGAGAAUUAGAUGACAGCAGUGCAUGACUCCGCCCACUGCUGCCAAACACACACGCACACACCCCUUUGGGUGGAGUCUGUGAGCGGAAAUAGGCCUUUACUGGAUGUGGACACUGCAUGACUCCCUCCACUGCCCUCUCGCACAGGGCGGGGCCUACAAAGGACCAGUGCCAUAUGACCCUGCCCACUAUCACACUAAAUACUUGUCAGGGCGGAGCCUGUGGGACGUGAAUGACCACGUUGUGUGAUUCCACCCACUGCCACCUCAAAUGCACUCAGGGUGGAGUCAGGUACAUGACCCCGCCCACUUUUACCUGUUGUGCCCUACCCCAACACAUUUUUCACCGUACUGACCUCCAUCAGCUGAACACACACUUCAGAAUGCUGUGUGUGAAUGACGCUAGUGUUUACACCCACACUCACACAGUGUUUAUAAGAACUGAUUAAACAGUCUGGUGGUUUUUACAGGUAGAUGUGUGUGUGUGUGUGUGUGUGUGUGUGUGGAUAUCUCUACAUUCUGUUACAGCUGAGGCCAGUGGUAUCACAGUGGCUGUGUCCUGAACGGUGCCCUGCUCCCUUAUGCCUACAGAGACAUAGUGCACUUCGGUCUGUCUACACUGUACAGUUUGUUUGUUUUUUUUUUUUUUAGACAUUUCUAGACUGCUGUGGUGCAUUGUGGGUAAAUGUUGAUUUGAUAUUAGCUUGUUGCAGUGCAUUAUGGGAUUUAGUCCACUUUCUUUGUGGAUGUAACAGAUGCCUGAUGUAGUGCACUAUGUAGUGAACAGGGUUUGGAUUGGGACAUGCAGCAUCUCAUCAUUAGAAACGCCUUCGUAUACUGUGAGCUGGAAAUAUGAACCAUGAUGACGGCGCUGUCUCACUCUCUAACUGUCUCUCUCUCCAGCUCUGAGUGGGUUUCCUCUGUGUGUGUGUGUGUGUGUGUGUGUGUGUGUGUGUGUGUGUGUGAGAGAGAGAGAAAUCAGUUAAUCCAGUGAGCACAUGGUUUUAGACCACUUCUGAAAAGCUAACUUUGCUAACACUGACUGAAAGUGAGUGACCAGCAGUUAUUCACUAAAUAUAAGUUUUAAGCCUGGUGUGUGUGUGCACCACAUUCCUUGAACGUUACAUAUCAGUGAGAGGGAAUGCAGUAUAAUUUGUGUUCCCUGUAUUUUCCGGACUAUACAUGGCUCCAGGCUGAAGGAAACCCCGCCCACUUUUAGAUGAGCGCAGUGGAGUAAAAUCAGCGCUUUAUAUUUUUAACGUUUUGUUCAUCUUCAGUUUCAGUUCUAAAGUUAAAUAAAGUGCGCUAGCUCAUUUAUUUACCGCUAAAUUCCUUCUGUGCUCUAGUUACAAGUGAGUGUGUGUGCAGAGUGCUAAGCUCACCACGUUACCAUAAGUUCAGUAUUAUCACAGCUACCGUAAAUCUCCUAAUAAACCUGAACAUCAUCACUCAGAGAAACACGGAGCAAACACUCCACCUGCUGUUAUAGUCCGGGAAAUACACUAAUGAUGAAGCUCCAGUCUGUUCUCCUGUGUGUGAGUGUGCAUGAGAGUGUGCAUGAGAGUGUGCGGAAACAGAGUGAAACUGUAAAACAGUCAGUGAGAUGUAAAUGACAGGAAAUUAACAAACGGUUAUUUAUUAAAAGGUUCUGGUUGUCAGUG